CUCGCUCAGUAGUUGUCCAAUUUUCCAUUGAACUUCAUCCGCUGUGCGCAGUUUGGCAUUCGUUUUCCCCCCUUAUGGAUCGGCGAAUCGAUACCGCAUCCAUGUUCCAUAAUACGGUGCUCGGGGUCGAAACGAGGCUCUGAUGUAACGUAACCCUCUCGUUCGUUACGUGGUGGUCGUGCAGAGAUCGAACGGUUCGACGGACUCCCUCAGUGAGGCGACGGGUUCCUCCCGUGAGUGAAUGAGACCGACAACUUCAACGUUGGGGUUCGUGCCAGAGGCAGCACUUGAAUACCGCCAUGCAGCCUCCACCGAGAAAGGGAAACUAUGCCAAGUUCUUAAAAAACCUCCACUCGGAGCAGAUCAACAAGCUACUUAUGAAAAACCAGCACGAGUGUGACCUUUUAGAAGACAUACGAACUUUCACGAUUAAAAGAUCCGCCAUUGAAAAAUCAUACUCUGAGGCAUUACUUAAAAUCUCGUCGGCUUACCUUAACAAGAAAAUCCCAAAUAUACCAGACAUUAAGUUGGACGGUGGAGAGGAAAAAUGGAACAUGUGGAGUGUCUGGAGGACGGUUUUAGAAGAAAACGAGAAACUGGCCAGGGCGAGACUGGCAGCGGUGGAAGUUUUUCAGCAACAAAUCGCUGACGACGCGAAAAUACUUAGGGCACAUAAACUGCAAAUGGCGAAAAAGGUAUGCGAUCAGCUUGCUUUGGUACAAAAAGAACUCCAAGCGUGCGUCCAAGACGUGGACAAAACCAAAAAAUUAUACUUUGACGAAGAACACACGGCCCACGAUGUACGCGAUAAAGCGCGAGAUAUCGAGGAAAAGCUAAAGAAAAAGAAGGGCUCGUUCUUCCAGUCGAUCACUUCACUGCAGAAAAACAGCCAGAAAUUCUCGACGAAACGGGAUCAAUUGGAAGAGAAAUCUACGGGUGCCAGAAACGAUUAUCUGUUAUGUCUUGCGGCAGCCAACGCUCACCAAACUAGGUAUUUUCUCAUCGAUUUACAGCUGGGCAUGACCUCCAUGGAAAGUGGAGUUUACGAUAAAGUGGCCGAAUAUUUAACACUAAUGGGUAGAACUGAACUUCUUACAUGCAAAGCAAUGGAGAACUCCUUCACCACAAUCCGUGAUCAAGCUAAACAAUUAACAAGAGAAUACAAUUUACAGUGCUGCUACCUAUAUUAUCCUGUCUUAAAACAGCAUAUUCAUUAUGACUUUGAGCCUUGCGACAAUGACCCAAUAGACCACAUAACGGCGGAUCACGAGUCUGCCGCAGGAACUUUAAGUAAAGAAGCACGCAGAUGGGCCACGAAGAUCGCGAGAGAAAACAAUAAUAUCAAAGAAAAUGUCAGGAAGUUGCAGCUUUAUAAUGCUUUAAGAGAAUCGGGGCAGAAGACUGAUCCAAACGAUCCGAACGGUCCAGAUUUGGAAACGAAAAUGGAGGAAGCAAAACAGAACCUUCGCAGAGCGGAAACUGCCAAAGCGAAAGCUGAAGCCAGGAUUGAGUAUUUGAGAAAAGGCGGCGUUAAUGUGGACGAAUGGUUACAAGAAGCUGAAUCGCUUAAUGUACAAGACAUUCAACGAUCCGCCAGCUCUUUAUCAGAUCAUCCCAGUUCAGACUCUUUUUACGACAGCGACUUCGCCGAUGGGGAGCAAGUGACCGCCCCCAUGGAAUCCAUGCAGAAAGACCGUGAAAUCGAAGAGAUCCCUGAGGAUCAGUCCGAAACUCAGGAAGUUGACGAUGUGCUAGAGCAAGAAAGGCAAAGAAUAGAACAACUGACGGCCGGAUGGGAUGACCCCACCCAAGUAGACUGGGGCGCUGAAGCUGAAGCAAUGGAGACCGCUGCUGACAAUUAUGUUACUGACUCAGCACCUUCCAGUGGGCCUCUUUUGAAAUGUACAGCUCUAUAUUCAUAUACGGCUCAAAACCCGGACGAAUUGACGAUAGUGGAAAACGAGCAACUAGAAGUGGUAGGAGAAGGCGACGGGGACGGAUGGUUACGGGCAAGAAACUAUCGCGGCGAAGAGGGUUACGUUCCUCACAACUACCUGGAUAUCGAACGGGAACAAACUGCCACGACUCCCGGUUUGCAGGCCCAAAUUUCCUUUUCCUCGGUUGAUUAUACCAUCGAUAAUGAGGAAGAGAAUCAACCUCCGACGGAAACGACCCAGUCACCGGAACAGGUUUCAGUCAUUUCCAUGCCUAUUCAAAAAACUACUAGCGGAAGUGACGCUCCUACUUCCUACUGUAUAGCAUUAUACGAUUAUGACGGAGAGGGAGGCGAAGAGCUGACAUUCGAAGAGGGACAAAUCAUUAAAGUGUUGAGUAAAUGCGCUCAUAGCAUAGACGAUGGCUGGUGGCAAGGAGAAUUGGAAGGUCGGAUAGGAAACUUUCCCUCGCUAGUAGUUGAGGAGUGCGACGAAUUUGGGGAACCGCUGACGAACCAAUGGGACGAGACGCCGCCACCGUCCGCUCCUCCGGUGUUUACACCUCCCGAUAUUCCAAAUUUUCUAAAGGAGCCGGCUGAUGAUGAGUUUGAGGUUGAGUCGUCGUCGUUCCACCCCCAGCAGCCGGCUCCCGUCCUAAACGUAGACGAUAUCGAGGAAGAAAAUGCCAACGGUAUGCCAGAAGACCGAGGGGCACCAGGGGUGGAAAACGACUCUAAGGGAGGAAGUUUCUCGAUGGUGCUGACUCGGGACCAACAGGACCAAUACGGUACUCAGUUUCAGGGCGAACCGGAGACAACUGUCCCGACGAUCGGAAUACCCUCCCUAGAAAUAAGCGAUGAGGAUGGUAACGAAGUCACCCAUCAACCGGAUACAAAGAACGACGAUGAUUUCGGACUUGGUGUGGCUCAAAUCGUCAUAACCGCCGCCACUCCCAUGAUGGAGGAACCGGAAAAAUCGUUUCCUCCCGUUGAAGAGGAGAACGAAGAAGAAGAUGCGGAGGAAAUCGUCGUUAAUCAUCAGGAUAACGUUAUCGAGGAGGAAACCGAAGAAGAUUUGGAAGCGGAAGAUGAGGAUUUUAAUAAGCAUCAAAGCAAUAAUGACAAGUCCGAAACACGGGGCAGCGGGGACAUUAAAAACCCUAAAGCUUUAAAAGAAAAAAAGUAUGACCCCGAUCCUAUAAUAGAAGACCCCGACGAGGAUGUCAGAAAAGAGCAUAUUUCGAGUAGAAAUUGUGAUAUAGAAGUAGAAGAGAUAGAGGAGCCGGAACCGGUUGCGGAUUCUGGUUCUGGACAGUUUGUUGUUAGCAGUAGUACAGGAAGCGACGGAGAAACGACGGGUCCUAGUACAGCGGAUAAUUCGGUGAGCCAAGCUCCGUUGCCCGUAGAUCCGGACGUUCCUAAGCAGAUUGUAGGUGGUAGAGCGAGUAUACCUGACGAAUUAGAGCCUCAUCAAUUGGCCAGGUUACAGGACCUUAAAGAGUCGAACGCCUAAGGAUAUUUAUUAGGUUAAAAUUAUAUUUUUUUCCUGAUUUGCCGAUUAUUUCCGUAUUGAAAGGGAUAGAGAAGCGACAAACUGCUUGAAGGCAACUAUAGAGUAAUAUUAAUUAAUUGUUGUUGUAACAACUUAGGAUAGCUAAUUGGCAUGUAAAGUAGGUAUUUCUUAUACAGUUUGAAUAUAUAUAUAUAUAUGAACCAGCGCAGUCAAUAUUAAAAUAUUUGAGAACUAUUAUGGAUACUUAGUUUCUAAUCAUGUACUUACUCAGACUGUAUAUUAAAUAUUCUAAUUAUAACGGCGCGAAAUAUGUUUGUACCUAUCUGAUUUGUUAUACCUAAUUCUACAAAGUGAUUUUAAUUAAUUAUUUGACAUUUUUUAAUAAAGCUUGUCAUCUGUAUUAAUAUA
Anthonomus grandis grandis is the source of this 3854-nucleotide messenger RNA. Its product is annotated as protein nervous wreck. The coding region runs from base 300 to 3446 and encodes 1048 amino acids. Gene Ontology annotation, biological process: neuromuscular synaptic transmission; regulation of actin filament polymerization. Gene Ontology annotation, cellular component: recycling endosome; neuromuscular junction. The record is from RefSeq and is a predicted model, not a curated record. The transcript is spliced from 20 exons. Lineage: Eukaryota; Metazoa; Arthropoda; Insecta; Coleoptera; Curculionidae. Gene Ontology annotation, molecular function: protein binding.